AUGGCCGCCGCAGCGCCCAAGAAGAAAAUCGCCGUCAUGACCUCGGGAGGCGACUCCCCCGGCAUGAACGCAGUCGUCCGCGCCGUCGUCCGAACCGCCAUCCACCUGGGCUGCGAUGCCUUCGCCGUCUAUGAAGGCUACGAGGGCCUGGUCCGCGGCGGAGACUACAUCAGGAGGAUGGAGUGGCACGACGUCCGCGGCUGGCUGUCCGAGGGAGGCACUCUCAUCGGCACCGCGCGGUGCAUGGCCUUUUACGAGCGGCCCGGCCGCAUGACCGCCGCCAAGAACAUGGUCCUUCACGGCAUCGACGCCCUCAUCAUCUGCGGCGGAGACGGCUCCUUGACCGGUGCCGACAAGUUCCGCGCCGAGUGGCCUUCUCUUCUCGAAGAGCUCGUGUCCAAGGGCGAGCUUACCAAAGACCAGGUUGCGCCCUAUCAGCACCUGAACAUUGUCGGCAUCGUCGGCUCCAUCGACAAUGACCUCUCCGGCACCGAUGCCACCGUCGGCUGCUACUCGGCCCUCUCGCGCAUCUGCGAAAUGGUCGACUACAUCGAGGCCACUGCCUCGUCGCACUCGCGCGCCUUCGUCAUUGAGGUCAUGGGCCGCCACUGCGGCUGGCUGGCGCUUCUUGCGGGCGUCGCCUCGGGCGCCGACUUCAUCUUCAUCCCCGAGCGCCCUCAGCCGCAGGAUUGGCGGGAAGACAUGGGCAACGUGGUGACACGGCACCGUAGCAUGGGCAAGCGCAAGACCAUUGUCAUUGUCGCCGAGGGCGCCCGUGACAAGGACGGGACCAAGAUUACUCCCGAGGACGUCAGGGAUCUGCUGGCAAACAAGAGCGAGGACGGCCUCGGCCUGGAUACACGCAUCACAACCCUCGGCCACGUUCAACGUGGCGGGACGGCCGUCGCCUACGAUCGAAUGCUGGGGACCCUGCAAGGCGUCGAGGCAGUCCAUGCUGUCCUUGAGGCCACACCCGAGACUGAGACGUGCUUCAUCGCUAUCAACGAGAACAAGAUUGUGCGCAAGCCGCUAAUGGAAGCAGUUCAGGAUACCAAGGAGGUGGCAGCCGCGGUUGACGCCAAGGACUUUGAGAAGGCAAUGUCGCUGCGUGACGCCGAGUUCGCCGACCAGUACUUCUCUUACCUCACGACCACCAACGUCAUGGUCGCCGACCAUAAGCUUCCGGAAAAGAGCAGGAUGAAAAUCGGCUUCAUCAACGUCGGAGCGCCGGCCGGUGGCAUGAAUGCGGCUGUGCGAGCCGCCGUCGCAUACUGUAUUAGCCGCGGACACGAGCCCGUUGGCAUUCACAAUGGCUUCGCUGGCUUCGCUCGCCACCACGGUGACAAGCCCCUGGGUGCAGUCCGCCCCUUCAACUGGCUCGAGGUUGACGGCUGGGCCAGCAAGGGCGGGUCUGAGAUUGGAACGAACCGGGAGCUGCCGUCUGACUCGGGCAUGGAUUUGAUUGCCGACCUGAUCGAGCAGUACGGGUUCGACGCUCUCUUCAUCGUCGGCGGGUUUGAGGCCUUCCACUCGGUCGCGCAGCUGCGCAAGGCCAGGGAAGAGUACCCCUCGCUCUGCAUCCCCAUCUGCCUGCUCCCUGCCACCAUUUCCAACAACGUCCCGGGGACAGAGUACUCGCUGGGCUCGGACACUUGCCUCAACGAGCUGGUUAAUUACUGCGACAAGAUCAAGCAGUCCGCCUCGGCGACCCGUCGCCGGGUAUUCGUCAUCGAGACACAGGGUGGCCGCUCGGGCUACAUUGCGACGCUCAGCGGUCUCAACGUUGGCGCAUCGGCGGUCUAUAUCCCUGAGGAGGGCAUCAGUCUCGCGAUGCUCAACGCUGAUGUCAACCACCUCAAGCAGGAGUUCAAGAACGACAGGGGCCAGUCGCGCGCCGGCCGUCUGAUCCUGGUCAACGAAAAGGCCAGCAAGGUUUACGACGCUAAGCUCAUCGCAAGCAUCAUCCGCGAGGAGGCACACGACCGCUUCGAAAGCCGAGAGAGCAUCCCCGGCCACGUCCAGCAAGGUGGCGCGCCGUCGCCCAUGGACCGCUGCCGCGCGGUCCGCCUGGCCAUCAAGUGCAUCCAGCACCUCGAAGACUACGGCUGCCACGCGCACAACCGCGUCAAGAAGGACCCCAACAGCACGGCCGUCAUCGGCAUCCAGGGAUCGGACGUUGUCUUCACGCCCAUGAAGGACCUGGAGGAGCGCGGAACCGACUGGCCGAACCGAAGGCCCAAGACGGCACACUGGCUAGGCCUCCGCGACGUGGUAGACAUGCUCGGUGGCAGGCCCGACUAUCCCAGGCCGGAGCGGAGCUUGACCGGGCUGAUUGCCAAGGACACCAAGCGCGGCAUUGUCUGA
This is a messenger RNA of Purpureocillium lilacinum, 2364 nucleotides long. RefSeq names its product 6-phosphofructokinase, alpha subunit. Gene Ontology annotation, biological process: fructose 1,6-bisphosphate metabolic process; canonical glycolysis; fructose 6-phosphate metabolic process. Gene Ontology annotation, cellular component: cytoplasm; 6-phosphofructokinase complex; mitochondrion. Lineage: Eukaryota; Fungi; Ascomycota; Sordariomycetes; Hypocreales; Ophiocordycipitaceae. The record is from RefSeq and is a predicted model, not a curated record. Gene Ontology annotation, molecular function: identical protein binding; AMP binding; monosaccharide binding.